GACGAUCUUUGUACUCACCUGUCGCUAGGAUACUUUGCCCUCCUCUGCUGCCCAUCGAGUCACGCCAUUGGCGGGUGAGUGAUGGGGGAAGUGUAGCUCCUCUGGAAGUUGGUUACCUUCUGCCAGUAAAAGUAUUGAUCUCUAGUCAAAACAAAACAAAAAACAAAGGUCGUAAGCAGUACCUGGUGGAGAAAGUCAACUUUAUUCCGCGGGUUUUGAGAGUCGCAUUGUUCCGUCAUGGAGUUCGGCGAAGAGCCGUCGCCCGCUCUGGCUUUCGAGAGGGACGCGCUCGAGCUCACGGUUGAAGAUGUUUAUGACAUUUCGUACGUGAUCGGACGAGAUUUGCUCAAAAUAAGCAGCACGGGAGAAGAAGUGUCGGAUUUGCAGUUCAGAAUAGUCCGCGUUUUGGAAAUGUUCGAGACUCUGGUCAGUAAGUACAACUUGUCUCUGGAGGAGCUGAAAAUGGAGCGGGACAACUUGAAGAGUGAGCUGGACAGGAUCGUCAGUGAGACCUCCUCCGGGCAGGGCACGCAAACAGCGGGUCCGAACCAGCUGGUGGUGGACCUGACGGACCCCAACAGACCGCGGUUCACCAUGCAGGAGCUGAAGGAGGUUCUGCAGGAGAGGAACCAGCUGAAGGCUCAGCUCAUGGUGGCGCAGGAGGAGCUUCAGCUGUACAAGAGUGGGAUUCUGCCACAGGCCGAACCACCCAUGGUGGAAGUGGAUCUGGAGUCACCAGCAGCCACAGAGCACAGUACAGCCACAAUACAUGAUGCAAAAGAGGAGAAGACAACCAUAGGCAAACUGUUUUCAUUUCGGCGAAAAUAAGAAAAGCCUUUCACAAGAACUGACCAUGUAGAAGACAAACAGGAUUUGUCGGCACAAUUUUUCUCAUCAGUUAACCACUUUUAUAUUUAAUGUGUAUUUGUCAAUCUAACAAGCAUUGUAUUUUGUAUUAGUAAUUUUAACCUAAGAUGGUUUAUAGUAAUACAGAGUUGAAAUAGUAGAAAUAUAUAUUAUGUGGAAAGUUUGAUGAAGAUGUCAAACUAAACUGGAAAGUAUUAUGUAGCUGCUGAAUGCAUUCACUCAAAAUGAAGUUAUCUAUAGGCUUGAAAUUCUGUCUUCAAGGUGCUUCAUGUAAUCUAAAAACACACUGUGUCGCUCUCAACUCUCAGCUGUAAAAUGGAGCAAAAAGGGCCCCAACCCCCAAAAUAUUUGUAAUAAUAUUAUGUUAUCACAUUUUGGAAAGUAUUUGUUUGAGGUUGAAUAUUUUAAACGCUCCCAUCUUAUUUCACAUCGGUGUUACAGGUUCUACUUCUCAUCUCAUGUCAAUGUAAACAAAUCAUAGCAUACAGAUGCCAGCUUACACACACAGGCCACCUACUACCGCAUCACUUGACUUCACAUGCAUUAGUGACGGGAUAAUGAGGAUUUACAGUUUAAUUGCAAAAGAUUAUUAUUCAAGUCCUACACCAGAAUCUUAAUGUAUGGAGAGCCGUUUUGAAUGGAUGAAUAGAGCACAGCAGAGAGCAAAGAUGAACAGAAUUUAUUUUGAUUCAGUUUAGUCUUAAUGUGCUUCAAAACUCCCUUACUGUAAAUCAUAUUGUGUUCCUUUGAAGCUAGAGAUUUCUUGUUGCAAAACAGAAUCAAAUAAGAUUGACUGUAUCUAAUAGAGAGUCCAUUCAAAACUUUGUUGCACAUACAGUGCAUUCAGAAAGUAUUCAGACCCCUUCAUUUUUCACAUUUUCAUGUUGCAGCCUUAUGCUCAAAUAUUUUAAAUUCAUU
Messenger RNA from Xiphias gladius (swordfish), 1785 nucleotides. RefSeq names its product Rab interacting lysosomal protein-like 2 (gene rilpl2). The record is from RefSeq and is a predicted model, not a curated record. The transcript has 4 exons. Lineage: Eukaryota; Metazoa; Chordata; Actinopteri; Istiophoriformes; Xiphiidae. Gene Ontology annotation, molecular function: protein dimerization activity. The coding region runs from base 238 to 828 and encodes 196 amino acids.